GGAGCCGGGCGUCGGGGCUGCUGCUGACAGCUGCAUGCCGUGCAAAGCAGGAGGCCAACCGAACAAAGUGUGCUCAGUGGCAGCGGGGAGCGGUGACACCGGGCCCCACAAGGCAGCCCCCAGAAACCCCGUAGGCCCCGAAACAGCCUCAAAACCAACUUGGACCGUUGUGGCCGUAGAGCGCUCUCCUGCAAGCGCAGUUACCGUGCAGCUGGCCCAAGCCCCUUCGGUGUUUCGCGUGCCACCUCAUCGCUGCUCUUGAGGCUCCCUGCACCGGUUUUCUGUGGGUUGAUACAAAGAAUUGUUCCAACUGUGCCUGGUAUGGACUUGUUGUCUGGGACGUAUAUAUUUGCAGUCCUGUUAGCAUGUGUAGUGUUUCAGUCUGGCGCCCAGGAGAAGAACUACACCGUCCGAGAAGAAAUGCCAGAAAAUGUCCUGAUAGGCGACUUGCUGAAAGACCUCAACUUAUCACUGAUUCCAGACAAGUCUUUAACGUCACCCAUGCAGUUCAAGUUAGUGUAUAAGACUGGGGAUGUGCCACUGAUUAGGAUCCAAGAGGGUACUGGUGAGAUCUUCACUACUGGAGCUCGCAUAGAUCGUGAGAAAUUAUGUGCUGGUAUCUCGGUGGAAGCCCGUUGUUUUUAUGAAGUGGAGGUUGCCGUUUUGCCUGAUGAAAUAUUUAGACUGGUUAAGAUACGUUUUAUGAUAGAAGAUAUAAAUGAUAAUGCACCAUUAUUUCCAGCUACGGUUAUGAACAUAUCAAUUCCAGAGAACUCGGCUAUAAACUCUCGAUAUGCUCUACCAGGGGCCAUUGAUCCUGACAUUGGAAUAAAUGGAGUUCAAAAUUACCAACUAAUUAAGGGUCAAAGUAUUUUUGGGCUUGAUGUUGUUGAAACACCAGAAGGAGACAAGAUGCCCCAACUGAUUGUUCAAAACGAAUUAGAUAGGGAAGAGAAGGAUACAUAUGUCAUGAAAGUUAAGGUUGAAGACGGUGGCUUUCCUCAAAGAUCCAGUACUGCUAUUUUACAAAUAAGUGUUGCAGAUACAAAUGACAACCAUCCAGUCUUCAUGGAGAAUGAGAUUGAAGUUAGUAUACCAGAAAAUACUCCUGUAGGUACUUCAGUAACACAGCUUCAUGCCACAGAUGCCGACAUAGGUGAAAAUGCCAAGAUACAUUUCUAUUUCAGUAAUCUAGUUUCCAACAUUGCUAAGAGGUUAUUUCACCUCAAUACUACCACUGGACUUAUCACAGUCAAAGAACCACUAGAUAGAGAGGAAUCACCAAACCAUAAGUUACUUGUUUUGGCAAGUGACGGUGGAUUGGUACCAGCAAGAGCAAUGGUGAUAGUAAAUGUUACAGAUAUCAAUGAUAACGUGCCAUCAAUUGAUAUAAGAUACAUCAUUAAUCCAAUCAAUGGCACUGUAGCUCUUUCUGAAAAUGCUCCACUCAACACCAAAAUUGCUCUUAUAACUGUAACAGAUAAGGAUGCUGACCAUAAUGGUGAGGUAACGUGCUUCACUGAUCAUGAAGUACCUUUUAGACUAAGGCCAGUAUUCAGCAAUCAGUUCCUCUUGGAGACUGCUGCCUAUCUUGAUUAUGAAUUCACAAGAGAAUAUGCCAUUAAAUUAUUGGCCUCUGAUGCUGGUAAACCUUCUUUGAAUCAAUCAUCCAUGUUCCUCGUCAAAGUGAAAGAUGAAAAUGACAAUGCUCCGGUUUUCACCCAGCCUUUUAUAAGCCUUUCUGUUCCUGAGAAUAAUUCUCCUGGCAUCCAGUUGACAAAGAUCAGUGCAACAGAUGCAGACAGUGGACGUAAUGCUGAGAUUACUUACCUGCUAGGAGUUGAUGCUCCAUCUGAAUUCACCCUGGAUCAUCAUACAGGUAUUCUAACUGCAGUGAAGAAACUGGACAGAGAAAAACAGGAAAAAUAUUCCUUCACCGUUCUUGCAAGAGAUAAUGGAAUACCUCCCAUAAUGACUAAUGCCACAGUAUUAGUGACAGUUCUUGAUCAGAAUGACAACAGUCCAAUUUUCACCCACAAUGAGUAUAAUUUUUAUGUCCCAGAAAAUCUUCCACGACACGGCACAGUUGGACUAAUCACUGUAACUGAUCCUGAUUAUGGAGAAAAUUCUGCAGUCAUUCUCUCCAUUUUAGAUGUGAAUAAAGAAUUCACCAUUGAUCCACAGACCGGUGUCAUUCGACCCAAUAUUUCAUUUGAUAGAGAAAAACAAGAAUCUUAUACUUUCUAUGUAAAAGCUGAGGAUGGUGGUACUAUUCCAUGUUCUUCAACUUCCAAAGUGACCAUAAAUGUGGUUGAUGUUAAUGACAACAAGCCAGUUUUCGUUGUCCCUUCUUCCAACUAUUCUUAUGAAUUAGUUCUACCAUCCACUAUCCCAGGCACAGUGGUUUUUACUGUAGUUGCUAUUGAUAAUGACACUGGCAUGAAUGCAGAACUUCGUUACAGCAUUGUAGGAGGAAACACAAAAGGUCUAUUUAUAAUUGACCAAACAACAGGAAAUAUUACACUGAAGGAAAAAUGUGUUGUUGCAGACCGUGGCUUACAUAGACUGGCAGUCAAAGCUAAGGAUUUAGGACAACCUGAUUCUCUCUUCAGUGUUGUAAUUGUUAAUGUAUUCAUCAAUGAGUCUGUGACUAAUGCUACACUGAUUCGUGAACUGGUACACAAAAACAUUCAAACUCCAGUGAUCCAAAAUAUUGAAAUAGCUGAUGCAUCCUUACCAACCAGUGACUAUGUCAAGAUUAUAUUUGCCAUUAUUGUUGGCACAAUAACUGUCAUUUUCGUUAUUUUUAUCACGGCUGUAGUAAGAUGCCACCAAUCACCACAAAUUAAGGCUGCUCAGAAAAACAAACAGAAUUCUGAAUGGGUCACUCCAAACCCACAAAACAAGCAGAUGAUCAUGAUGAAGAAAAAGAAGAACAAUGCCCCUAAGAACUUGCUGCUUAACUUUGUUACUAUUAAAGAAACUAAGACAGAUGAAACUGACAAUGAUAGAAACAGCGUCACACUGGACCUUCCCAUUGAGCUAGAAGAGCAAACCAUGGGCAAGUACAACUGGGCUACUACACCUACAACUUUCAAGCAUGACAGUCCUGAUUUGGCCCAACACUACAAAUCCGCUUCUCCACAGCCUGCCUUCCAGAUACAGCCUGAAACUCCGCUGAAUUCAAAGCAUCACAUUAUCCAGGAACUCCCUCUGGAUAAUACCUUUGUGGCUUGCGAUUCCAUCUCCAAGUGUUCCUCAGGCUGUUCUGAUCCAUACAGCAUUUCUGAAUGCAGCUAUCCAGUGACAACUUUCAAGACCCCCGUGUCUGUACACACCAGAACGUCUCAGCGGCACGUCACAUUUCACUUACCAGAAGGCUCUCAGGAAAGCAACGGUAAUGGAAGAUUGGGGGACCAUGACGAAGGCAGUCUUUCCAGCAUAUUCCAUGCCUUACAACAUAGUUGUCCUCAGGAAGAAUACUUUGACCACGCUGCACCAAACAACCGUACUGAAGGGGAUGGCAACUCUGAUCCUGAAUCUACUGCAGAAAUAACAGUUCAACUAACUGUGGAAGAGGCUUCUGACAACUGCACUCAAGAAUGUCUCAUCCUAGGUCAUUCUGAUGCCUGCUGGAUGCCAUCUUCGCUCACCCAUUCCAGCCCUUCACAAUCACCGCCUUUUGUUCUAUGUCACCAUACCAGCCCUUCACAGUCACCACCCAUAGUUCACCACUGACGCCUGAAAGAGAUCUCUGCUUGCCACCUAGUUCACCGUUGGCGCAAUCCACUACUCUGUCACAGUACUCUCGGUGACCCAGACAGUCACACCAAGCUAGAAGUCUUCAAAUAUACUGGCUCUACACCACAAUCUAUGUUUAGCACAGGCACUGCUUUUUGUCACAGAUCCCUGACCAGCAAAGUCUUCAGCCCUCUUCUAUAGCUCUCCCUUGUCACAGGCUGCAGCAAUUUCCUACAGCCCUAUUUUGCUACAGGCUGCUGCCCUUCAUUGCAGCAUUGCAUCAUCUGGCUGUUUGAACAAGACUGGAUGUAAGGUAUUGGAAAAUGAACUAUUUACGCUUGAUGAAUAUAAAGUAGUAUAAAAUGUCCCUUUUACACCACGUCUGAAAGAUUCAUCCUAGUGAUAAUUCAAUUAAUGUCAUUCCUUUGAGAAUUUCACUCAGGGUCAACAAGCCAGACCCCAAAAAGGUGAAAAUACCAUUAUAGAAGAAUAUCACUUAAAAAGCUUAAGUGGGUGUUUCACAUUUUGCAACAAAAUGUAAAUAAUAAAAGUUUAAUUUUACUGUUCAAUUUUAAUGCAUAUGUCAGACUAAGUUUUUAAAUAACUGUAUAUAAAAAUAUUCCAGAUCAAAGUCUACAGCAAGAUCCCUAGUUAAUACUCAAAAAUAAAUUUAUAGCUUGUCUAACUUCAUUAUAAGUGAUAAGAAAAAGUUCUUAAUUCUUUGCAUAGAAAUAAUGUUAAUGAUGGGUAUUAAUGUGUAGUAUAUAUUAAUUUAGUACAUGUAAUUUUUACAUUUUUACAAAUAUGCUCUAUAUUGUGGGUUUUCUUUCAUUCUGAUGUUUGUGAACCCAGGUCAAAGCAAAUGGAAGCUUAACAAGUAUCUAAUUUUUAAAAGAAGCUUUAGUUUAUGUAAACUUCUAUUCAUAUAGAAUAGAAAGCUUGACAUAGUAGCAUAUUUGUCUUUUUGUUUGAAAUUUGAAGUUUAUCUCCAAUUUUUUAGUGUUGCUAUCUUCAAAAAUGUAUAAUAGAGAGUGUAAAUUUCCCUCAUAAAAUUGACUUUUUACGCUUUCUAGUUUUAUUUUAAGAAUCUAUUUUCUGUUGAUAAUAUCUGUAUAUAUAUAUUUCCAGUAAAAAACAUAUGUAACACAUUUCUCUACUCUUUAGUAGAGUUCGAGACACAAAAGUGCAAUAUUGUGACCAAAUCAAUCAAGUAUUUGCUAAAAUGGGCCUUUGUUUAUUUUGGUUUUGGGGCCACACCUGGAGGUGCUCAGAGCUUACUCCUGGCUCUGCACUCAGGGAUCACUACUGGCGGGGCUCAGGGGACCGUAUUGGGUGCUGGAGAUUGAACCCAGGUUGGCCAUGGUGCAAAGUAAGGGUCCUAUCCACUGUACUAUCAUUCCAGCUCCAGAAAUUGGUGCCCUUUUUAAUUUACCUUAUAAUAAAUAUAGUGUAAAGGUAUAUCAAAAAUCAUAUUUCAUCUACUAUUUAAGCUUACAUUUAAAUAUGAACUGCAUUAUUAAUUUCUGGAAUUUACACAUAGCAGGUUAGAAAGUCACAGGCAAAAUAGAACAAUUUAAUGUAUGAUUCAUUUACUACAAAUUACUAUAAAUUAUAUUUUAGAGAAUACCAAGAAUGCUUAGUAUUAAUUUGCCAGCUAAAUACAUUAUUACUGAAAGAGGUUCAAUAAACAUACACAAAAAUAAGUUUCGAUAAAACUAUACACUUGAUUAGACAAGAUUGUUUUUAAUUCUAGUUCCCCUUAUUAAAGAAAUCCACUGAUGCAAGAUUUAAAUCAUAGGAACUCUUUCCAAAGACUUAAUUAUACAACUACGUCAAAUCUCGUAUAGUAUAAAAUAAAAGGUGAUGCACAAGGAAAUAUAAAGUUCAUCAUUUAUUGAUGAAUUCAAAAUUCAAUUCAAACUACCCAAAUAAAAACACAAAAUCCCAACAACAAAAGCUCAAAUUAUGGAACAAAUAUUCCCUUCCAAGGAAGAAUACUAUACUAUUCCAAGUGGACAUUAGUUUCCUUCCGUUGCUGUCAUUCAUUGUCAUAGUAACUGGAAAUUGUAUUUAUAUGAUUAUUCAUCAAUUUUCAGAAAUACUAACUCAAUUUUUCUCCAUAGCAAAAAGGAGGAAAUAACUUGUUUUAAUAUUACACUUAAACCAAGAGACAACUGAUGUUUUAGUAGGGGGUGUGAAUGCAUAUUUCUGAUUAAAUUAUAGUCUUUUUUGAUGUAUAACAAAAUAGAUAAUUUAUGGUUAAUUUGUGCAUAAAUGUUUUAUUACAAAGUAUUGUAAAUAUUUAAAUUAGUGAAGGUAUACAUUGAAUGUUGAUAGUUUUCUUUCAUGUGUACAAUAGUUUAUGUAGAAUUUUGAAAAUACAUUGUUCCCAUUGUGAGGAUGUUUAAAUCAUACCUGAUUUGUUGUGAUAUAACUUCACAACCUUUAACAAUUAGUAUUUAACGAUAUUUCUAACUACUUAGCAUUAUUUACCUUUUCUCUUUAGUGUUUAUUAAUGUUUUAAAGGCAUUUGGAGCAUAUUGAUAUUUUAGGUGCAUGGGAAUAAUUCCUGUUCUUUUUUAGCAUGUGCGAUUUUAAGGUCUAAUGAUGUUUAAAACUUACUGAUAUAUGAAUCUGUGUAUGUGUUGUUAUUGUUAUCUAUGAUGGCUUUAAAUCUAGGGUAGAUAAGGAAAUUCAGAAUGACAAAAUCAGAGCUUCCAGUAUAUUUUAGAACAUUUUUCUCUCAAAACACUUGUAAAUAUAAGUGAAACUUUUCCUUCUAUUUUAGUUACUUUAAUUUUUAUUCAUAUAUUUACUUAAGAUCUAUAUACACAUAAAAUAGCUAAAAAGUGGAUAGAAAACAAGAAAUGGAAAUAUUUUAAAAUAAUGUUAGUGGUAUAAAUAGUUACUAUCUAUAAUAAUAAAAAUCAGAAUAGGGGUAACAAUUAAAUAUUUAGGAUUUUUCUGAUGGUGUGAUUGAGUUAUAAGUAGCUUUUAAGAUAUACUUAAAGUUUUAUUAAGAUUUUAUACAGGAAUGAUAAAGAUACAGGAAUGAACUAAUAGACUUUUCUUGUUCUUUCUAACUCUGAUUGUCCGAUCAGACUUAGAUUGUGUUUAUAAUAUGAAAUAAUUGGUAGCCUUUUCUGGGUCUGUACCCGAAAGACUUUAAAUGAAAGCAGGCUAAAAGCAACAAAAGAAGCAAGGGAUGUAAGCCCAGUUACCCUUCCCUAUGCAUUCUCUUCCUAAGCUUCCUCUGAGUCCUAUCUUGGAAACCUGCAAUUUGCAAAGUUUCAUAUCCUUCACGGUCUUUUUCAUCACACUGAAAAUUCUAUCUAUGAGUGGAUAUCUAAGGUUAUAUGUUGUCAAAGACCAUAUCAAAAAUGAGAUUCAUAGUUUAUUAGUCCUAGAAUUACAAGAAAUCUAAUUUUUUCAUCAAUAAAAAAUAUUUUCUUGGAAAAUGAUUUGAUUUAGUUUGAAAUUUAGGUUAAAAUACAGGUGUGAAAAUGGUGUCCACCAAUGAAAAUAGACAAACUGGUUAUUCUAUAUUAUGGCUAUACUCAAUUAUAUGCAAUUAUUAAUAGUAUAAUUUAAUAUAGCACAUUUAUAAGUAGAUAUUCACUGUGUCUUAGUGUUCUUACUAUAAGAUACCAAUUGUGAUCUGUCAUAGCAAAAUUAAGUAGGUUUAAUCCACAUAUAUAUUUUAAUAUUAGUUUUUUAUCUCUAUUAAGGCUGAAUAUAUGAACAUAUAUCUAAUAUUCAUUUAUGAACAUUUUGAUUUCUAUUUCAGUUGGCUAUUGAUAUUUUAUUCAUGUUUGUUUCUAAUCAAUUUUGUAGUUAUAUUUAGAUAAAUUUCUUACCACAGUUAUUAGAUUUUUAAGGUAAUUCAAUUGGCAUAAUUGAUCAGGAACACAUAGAAGUAUGAGGAAGUUAAAUUUUAUUUGAACUGGAACCCCUUAUACACGAUGUGCCAAUUAUCACACCAGAGCAAUUUUAUGCGAAGGCCUUAUAAGAGUCAUUGUUAUUGACUUUCUUACACUAACCAUCAAUGUGCUUUAAAUAAAUAUGUUUUUUAAAACCAAUGCAAAUGUAUAAUAGCAGAGCAAUAAAAAGACUACUCAGAUAAAUGUGUGUGGGCAAAAGAAAAAAUGCGAAGGCAAUAAUUUAGUGGUUUUAUGUGAUGCUUCUGUGAAUAUUAUGUAAUUUAUGCUAUUGUGCUUUAAGUAUUUGGAUUUUUGUUAAAUACAUAUUCAUGUUUGGAUUCAGAGAUUUUACCUCUUUGAUACCUUAUAUCAUCUCACAAUGAACAAUAUUCCAAAGCAAAUCUUGGCAUGCUUUGGAAAUAAGAAGGUAGGAAAUUGUAUGGCUCAGGAUGGAAUUUUGUAGUUUAGUGGUAAAUGUGUACUAAUUACUCAGUUUCAGAUUCUGUAUUGCAUGUUUUUAUUCACUAAUAUAGGUAUUAAUAAAAUAAUUAUAAAA
Messenger RNA from Sorex araneus (European shrew), 8217 nucleotides. RefSeq names its product protocadherin 11 X-linked (gene PCDH11X). Lineage: Eukaryota; Metazoa; Chordata; Mammalia; Eulipotyphla; Soricidae. Gene Ontology annotation, molecular function: calcium ion binding. The record is from RefSeq and is a predicted model, not a curated record. The transcript is spliced from 5 exons. Gene Ontology annotation, biological process: homophilic cell-cell adhesion. Gene Ontology annotation, cellular component: plasma membrane. Bases 322 to 3738 code for a protein of 1138 amino acids.